Messenger RNA from Penicillium soppii, 1551 nucleotides. RefSeq names its product carotenoid oxygenase family protein. The record is from RefSeq and is a predicted model, not a curated record. Gene Ontology annotation, molecular function: carotenoid dioxygenase activity. The transcript has 4 exons. Lineage: Eukaryota; Fungi; Ascomycota; Eurotiomycetes; Eurotiales; Aspergillaceae. The coding region runs from base 1 to 1551 and encodes 516 amino acids. Gene Ontology annotation, biological process: carotene catabolic process.
AUGGCUUCAAACCAUGAUCACAGGUCUCCUUUCAUGGACUGGCCUAAUGAUGCAGGCUUCGAGGCUACUGCCGAGUUUCCUGAGCCCGUUGAAUUAGUUGUCACGGGCUCAAUGCCUUGCCAGGUCGCCGGAACGCUCUACCGAGUAGGCCCCGGAACCUACAAAGUGGCGGGUAGCAAGUACCAGCUCAGUCACUGGUUCGACGGGUUCACGCAUCUUCAUCGCUUCCAGCUAGUGGCGCAGCCUACUGGAACCUGCAGGGUGUUGUAUAACUCACGACGGCAAGUUGAUAAACUGGUCGAAGAAGCACGCAAGUCGGGGACUCUUGAGGGCGUUACCUUUGGCCAGAAACGAGAUCCAUGUGCAAGCAUUUUCCAAAAGGUCAAAAGUUUCUUUCGUCCCGCUUUCAAUACCAAAGACCCAGGGCUCGUCAACGCUGGAGUCACUGUCCACGCAAAUGUCGACCCUGAGACCCUGGAGCCGACAGGGGUGACUCGCCAGGAAGCGUUGCACCCCGAUCUGCGAGGUCCACUUUCGUGUGCUCAUGCCGCGCUCGACCCUACAUUUGGAGAUAUGUACAAUUAUAACCUCGACUUUGGCAGGUACGCAACCUACCGAGUUUUCCGAACCUCUGCUGCCAGCGGCCAGACGGAUAUCCUUGCAACCAUUUCGGGCCCAGCCGUCAAACCGGCGUAUCUCCACUCCUUCUUUCUCAGCCCAGAUUAUGUGAUCCUGUGUAUCUGGCCCUGUAUUUUCGCGGCAGCUGGCGUCAAGGUGUUGUGGGAGAGAAACAUGGUGGAUGCCAUGAGAUUCGACCCCAGCGUUCAGACGCGCUGGUAUGUCGUCGAUCGAAAAGAGAACCGAGGGGUCGUGGCCACCUUUUUGAGCCCAGCCUUUUUCAGCUUCCAUACCAUCAAUGCAUGGCAGGCUGACAACGGCGAUGGAACGGUGGAUAUCAUGUGCGAUAUCAUUCAGUAUCCUACCGACGAGAUGAUACAGCGCGGAUAUUAUGAAGCGAUGGUCUCCACCGGUAGCGACGUGGAGAAGUACUUUGGCAGUGAAGCCUCGCGGCCCAGCUUGGUCCGCUAUUGUCUGUCUAGCGUGCCCAAGGAAUCCCCGCUCAAGAUACCGACCGACGAUGCAAAGUUACCCCAAGCAGACAUACAGUUGAGAAUCGAAGCUGAAGGCGUUGGAGACCUUCCCACCAUCAACCCUUGUUUUGCUGGCAAGAAGGCGCGAUACGUAUACAACGUCAUCAACCGGGGAAAAUCUUCCUUUUUUGAUGCCAUCGCAAAGAUUGAUCUGGAAACGCAAAAGGUCCUGAUCUGGAGCAAUGAACAUCAUACUCCUGGAGAAGCUGUCUUUGUUCCAAACGGACAGAAUGAUGCUGAAGAUGCCGGGUACCUGCUCAGCAUCGUUCUUAAUGGUGACACAGGCACCAGCUACCUUCUCUGUCUCGAUGCGCGUGACAUGACGGAAGUAGGGCGAGCUGAUUGUGCUGCAGCGGUGGGCUUCGGUUUUCAUGGAACACAUUACCCUCUUCAUCAAUAG